CUUCUCGGCCUCCCCGCUCCUUCCUCCGCCGCCCGGACUCCGGCAUGGCUCCCGCGCCCCCCGCCGCCUUCCUGCUGCUGGCCCUGCUGCUGGCCCCGGCCUGGCCCGGCGGCGCCGCCCUGCACACCAAGGGCGCGCUCCCCCUCGACACGCUCACCUUCUACAAGGUGAUCCCAAAGCAUAAGUUUGUCCUGGUGAAAUUUGACACGCAGUACCCUUACGGAGAGAAGCAGGACGAGUUCAAAAAAGUGGCUGAAAGCUCCGGGUCCAGCGAUGACCUAUUGGUGGCUGAAGUGGGGAUUUCAGAUUACGGUGACAAACUGAACAUGGAGCUGGGAGAGAAAUACAAGCUGGACAAAGACACCUAUCCCGUAUUUUACUUGUUCCAAAACGGGGACUUGGAGAACCCACUGCCGUACGAUGGCCAAAUCAAAGCCAGCGACUUGCAACGUUGGCUGAAGAGCAAAGGCAUCUACAUGGGCAUGCCGGGAUGCUUGAAGGACUUUGACACCUUGGCAAGCAAGUUCAUGAGCACUGCUCGAGAGUCAGAGCGCAAGGCUCUCCUGGAGGAGGGCCAGAAGCUUCUGGCGGCAGCCAAGGAGCAUGACCAGAAGUCAUCCGAUCAGUACGUCAAGAUCAUGACCAAAAUCCUCUCCCAGGGCGACGCCUUCGCUGACAGUGAGGUGUCCCGGAUCACCAAGCUGAUCGAGGAGACCAAGAUGAGCGACAGGAAGAAAGAGGACCUCCAGAAACGCCUGAACAUCCUGGCAUCCUUCCAGACGAAGAAGGAUGAGAAAGAAGAGCUCUGACGGGUCAGCGCAUGAGCGAAGAGGUCAGAGCGGGUCGUGUUCCCAUCCGGUGCUCCUUGAAACAGGCAAAAAUGCCCUACCACCUUUUCCAAAAGGCUGCAGAAUUUGUCCUCGUCAAGAGAUGCUGUCGCCCUUCUGUUUUGUGUUGACGAAGGCGUCCCCCGUCACAAGAGGUCCAAACGCUCUCCAUUCUCCCACAGUUACAGGGACCACAGAUUCCUAGGAAAGUCAAGGGCAUUUUUGGUGGGCAGGUGGGAAGUCUGCUAAUCCUUUGUUGGAAAAGGCAAGAUUGCUUGGAUUGGGGUGGGGGGAAUGUGCUUCGGCGGAUUCUGUAUUUAUGGGUGCUAUCUUUUAAAGGCCUGUUCUCAAGAUGGCCGCCUUCAGGCUUUGACACAGCCUGUUCUCUUACUUGGUGGAUUUCAAGAUGGCUGCCCACAGAACUUAGGGCUGCUUGUUCUUAUUGGUUGCAUUUAUAAGGUUACACCCCGCUCCGUCUGGCCUCCUGGGUGACUCUGCUGCCCCCCCAGUUUCCAGUCCUAGGGGUGGGAGGAACUGAAGCUGGGUUGAAUUCAUCUGGUUGGUGGCUGGUUCUGAGAGCUUCACAAGGUUGGGGCUCUUGAUAGAGGAGGGUGCAAGAUGGCCGACCUCAUAGAGUUGUGAGCCUAUGGUUCAAUUGGUGGAGGAGGCCCGGGGGGGGCGGGCAGCGGGAGUGGGGCUGAUUUUGUGUGUUUUGGGGAGCACAAGGUUGGACAGAGCAACAUGUGCAUUGGGAACGGUGAGGAGGCGGAACUGGGGAGGUCGUGUCUUUUACUGAACAGUAUUUGGAAAUGGGUUUGAGGUCCGGUUAUGACAGCACUUAAUUUGCUAAUAAAGGUUAUCCGAAAACAA
Heteronotia binoei (common prickly gecko) is the source of this 1697-nucleotide messenger RNA. It is a transcript of the gene ERP29, whose product is annotated as endoplasmic reticulum protein 29. Lineage: Eukaryota; Metazoa; Chordata; Lepidosauria; Squamata; Gekkonidae. Gene Ontology annotation, biological process: protein secretion. The record is from RefSeq and is a predicted model, not a curated record. Bases 45 to 809 code for a protein of 254 amino acids. The transcript has 3 exons. Gene Ontology annotation, cellular component: endoplasmic reticulum; endoplasmic reticulum lumen.